UGGUCAGAGUUUUUGUGAAAUCAGCGCACGACUGGUACGAAUUUGAAUACGGAAGUGAAUUGCGGACGCACACAGCCGACAAAACUUUUCUGUUUGAUUACCUGCCAGUUAGUUUUACUUACAAUCCACAUCCGCUUCCAGGCCGAGGCGACCAGGAGCUCGAAGCAUUUCGCUGGGCGGCCGAAGAGCUUCUGGAAGCUCUUUGGGAAGCAGGAGGCUACCGGUUUGUCUAUGACCGAACCGUCAAAGGCCCGGAGACUACCACCUUGGAGUUCUACUGCUGUCAGGAUAGGACCAGAAACAAUAAUACGGUUGUCAAGGAGUGGCGUUGGGACGACGACAUGAUAGAGUGCAGCGAGGAAGGGUUGGAUAGAGUCUACUGCAAAAGCAGUCUCUCGCUCGAGAUCAAUCUGCAGCAGCAGACAGUCCGCCUGAGGUUAAGCCACGAGCACCACGUGGGCUACGAAGAUCUCAGCACCACGCCAGAGGUGAAAGAUUUUGUUUAUCGGAGGAUCGCCGGCUUUAGUAGCACUCAAGACGAUGUCAACUAUGGCCUGAGAAACCAUGGUGCGAUUCCCGGCGCAUGGUCUGUCAAUGAGAUGCAUAUCCAGCAACUCUGGCGUAAAGCAAACGAGGAAAACUGUCGGCUCCACCCCGACCCGCGCCAAUCCACACUUUUGCUGCUUGAAGAGUACCCUGCAUUCACAGGAAAACAAUACACCGCCGACAAUAUGUACUGCAUCGCUAUCUUUAGCAAUGACAUCAUCAGCCGGAUUAAAUCCACUGUGAACGAGGUUGCCAUUGAGACAACCUACAAAAUCAACAGAACUGAUGUGGAGCUGUUUUCCAUUCUCGCGGAGGUUGACGGUACGGGAAUACCGGUAUGCUACGCAUUCCUGGAAACGCUUCCGGGACCAGAUGGAGAGAGGUCUGCAGACCCAGACGCUAUCACCAGUAUUUUCAAAACCCUGUUUCUGGAUCUCAAACAGACUGGCAUCGAGCCGGAAUACUUUGGCUGCAGCGAAAAUCAACGCGAGCGCGCUGCGAUCGAGCAAGCUUUGCCGGAUACAAAGGUUCACUUCAGCUUUGUGUUUGCCAAACGCGCGCUGAAUGAGAGGCUGAAUGAUAGAAAGAGGACAUAUUCGCAGGCGGACUACGAUGCAAAGCAGGCGCGGCAGCUGGUUCCUAAUCUGGACAUUUGCUGGGGUUCAGUCUUGACACAGCGGCCAUUGGGCGACCACCGUGACGGGAUAUGCAUAUGCUCUGUUAAAACGGAAGCAGAGAUUGCAGGCAAGGACGACUGCCUUGAAACUGUGGCAAAGAAAGAGAAAUCUGCGAUUGUCAGCAUGUUUACCAGGCAUUACUAUCUGCACCCUCUUAUCCCAGACAGCAAUGGUGCAUUUUCCACAGCAGAUGAGAUUCACCGACAGUGCGCUACAGAGAUGUACGACUGGUGCCGCGAACGAAAUGCUUUCCGCCUCUGGGGUUACCUCUACAACAACUGGUACAAGCCCGAAGAGUGGCGGAUCUGGGCGCGAUCCGGAAACCCAGACGCGAUCCCGAUGCUGCAAACAACAACGCUGACGGACUCCGCCGGCUGGCGACGGUACAAGACAGACUAUCUGCCUUGCUACCACACGCCGCGGCUUGACAUGCUUACCUACAUUCUCGCUAAGAUGACAAGAACGAUAGAAAAUGAUCUGCCUUUUGUGAUGAAAAUGGACUAUCGUCGAGCGCAGCCAAGCUGGAGAGCAAAGUUCAGGAAAGAAUGGUCGGCGCUAGAGGGUCGCGUUGUCGCGGACAGUGUUAUUACACAACACCACACCGAUACACAGAAAUGGCUUUGCGCUUGCGAUGACUUUCGGACCAGCCAGUUUCUUCUCUGUGAGCACCUUGUCUGGUGUUACGAGCCAGCUCCUUGGCAGGUCUUUCAUCAUGCGAAGCGCCAGAUUUCUCUCCCUUUUUGGAAGCACGAAGGACUAGUCGGUGGUUAAGGACGAAUUCAAAGUCGGUGGCGAGUUGGAGGCAGCAAAUGCCGCAUAGGAGGAUAGUAGCUAGUCCAUUUUUACAAAUAAUGGAGAAAGCAAUAGUGAGAACAAUGACGAGACUGGUAAAUCAGCUCGCGAUCACAAACUACAGAGCUGCUCGAGAUCACCCGCGUGGUUGCGGAGUUGUUUGUUGCAUUGCAAAUUUCAAAUACUUUUAGAUCUUUCUUUCUAACUAUAUAUCCUAUCCAAAUCGUCUAAAUCUUCCAAUUCUACCGCUCAUAAGACAAUUC
This is a messenger RNA of Myxozyma melibiosi, 2278 nucleotides long. RefSeq lists its product as uncharacterized. The transcript is spliced from 2 exons. Bases 342 to 1994 code for a protein of 550 amino acids. The record is from RefSeq and is a predicted model, not a curated record. NCBI's taxonomy places the organism in Eukaryota, Fungi, Ascomycota, Lipomycetes, Lipomycetales, Lipomycetaceae.